AGACAAGAUGAAGAUGCUGCUAAGAUGGAGAAGGAGCUUCUUGAUAGGGUUACACGGUUUGAAAGCCAUAUCCAUACGUUGAAAUCUGAAUGUCGACGCCUCUGCAUUAGCCUUGGUGAUGUUACUGAGCUUGAUCAAACGAGUGUUGCAUAUAUGAAGCCGAGCUUUAGCAAAGUUAUGGUGAAUCUGUCUGGCAUAAUCCGUGAUUUUGAAGGAUUGACUCAAGACUUCAUCAGUCUGAAGGAAGCCAGCACUCGUUCAACUCAUCUUGUUAAUGCCUAUGUCAAAUUCGAUAUCAACCGAUGUCAAAACUUUAAAGCUAAAGUGAUCCAGAGAUUCCAAGAUAUGACACAGGAAGUAAUCAACAUCAAAGCCUCGUUGGAGAAGAAGAUUCCUGUAACGAAUGAGGACAAUUAGAUAUGUCAUUUUAUAAUGAUGAUUAUGAUCUUAUAUAGCCAAC
Molecule: messenger RNA, 460 nt
Organism: Salvia hispanica
Lineage: Eukaryota; Viridiplantae; Streptophyta; Magnoliopsida; Lamiales; Lamiaceae
Source: RefSeq, a predicted model, not a curated record